Molecule: messenger RNA, 662 nt
Organism: Anopheles darlingi
Lineage: Eukaryota; Metazoa; Arthropoda; Insecta; Diptera; Culicidae
Exons: 2
Coding region: 49-627 (192 amino acids)
Source: RefSeq, a predicted model, not a curated record
UGUUUCAUCGAUCAACAAUCAAAUAGCACAAACAAAAAUCAAUCCAAAAUGAAGUUCUUCAUCGCAAUUGUGGCUAUUGCUGUUGCUGCUGCCACCGAAGCAUCAUACCUGCCAUACGAUAAUGUGCUGUCCUAUCCGAGUUACGCUUCCGGUUUGACUGGCUCAUCCUAUGGUCUGCCCGCAGUGGUAGACAAGUAUGCUUAUCCUUCGUUGUACGGUGGCUAUCCAGCAGCCAAGAGCAUUGUCUCGUAUCCAUCGGUCGAUCCCGUUCUGGCAAGCAAAGUGAUCGAUAACAGCUAUGGUCUAGGAUACAACAAGCUCGUUGCUCCAGUCGUCUCCACCAAAGUGAUCGAUAACAGCUAUGGCCUGGGAUAUAACAAGCUCGUUGCCCCAAUCGUCUCCACCAAAGUGAUCGAUUACAGCUAUGGCCUGGGAUACAACAAGCUCGUUGCUCCAGUCGUCUCCACCAAAGUGAUCGAUAACAGCUAUGGACUGGGAUACAACAAGCUCGUUUCCCCAGUCGUCGCUACCAAUGUCGUCGAUGCUGGACUGUGGAACUAUGGAGGAUAUGGUCUGGGAUACAACAAGUAUCUUCCGUCUGCUCCAGUUGCCAAAUAUGUAUUGUAAAUGUUACUAAUGUGGUUCUAAUAAACCGGCUCCGA